Molecule: messenger RNA, 3057 nt
Organism: Cryptosporidium muris RN66
Lineage: Eukaryota; Apicomplexa; Conoidasida; Eucoccidiorida; Cryptosporidiidae
Product: ARID/BRIGHT DNA binding domain-containing protein
Exons: 1
Coding region: 1-3057 (1018 amino acids)
Molecular function (GO): DNA binding
Source: RefSeq, a predicted model, not a curated record
AUGGAUAGAAUAACCUUUAUUGAAGGCCUCCGUGCAUUUCAUGAAAGUCAGGGACGUGCUUUUAGGCCACCAAAAGUAGCUGGUAUAACCUUAGAUAUAUACAAGAUGUUUCUUCUUAUUAUUUCGCGUGGUGGCUUCUCCCGUGUGAACAAAAAUUCAAGAUGGUUCGUUUUUGCUAAGCCUAUGGGUAUACCUAUUCCUGAUGGUGAACAUCACAAAAUAGGUUUAGGUAUAAAAUCAUUUUAUAUUAACUGGUUACGUGAAUAUGAAAAGGUCCUUGAUGAGAGUAUUAAGGUAACAAUGGCUGUGGAUUUUGCCUCAACAAAUCCCUCAUUGGUACCUAACCAAUCAUAUAUUACUACUAACUUGGGAUUGAAUGCUUCCCAUUCUUUAUCUAAUAAUAUACCUCUAACUAGAUCUGCUGCUGCUUCAGCAUCGAAUGAUAAACAAAGUACAAAGAUGAGUUAUCCAACUCCCCAGAAUUAUGCAAUUACAAAUGAAGAUAAUUUAAUAGAUAUGAAAGUUAUACAACCUAAUGUUGUAUAUUAUAUUGGAAAUAACUCUGAACAACACAAAAACUACUUGGAUGCCAGGUCUGAAGUUGAAGCAGAGUGUAGAAUAUUGAAUAUGCGCUCAAACUACUUACCAAUAGAAACUGAUCCAUGGAAGUUAAUUUUAGAACUCAAAAAUCCUAAUUUCAAAAUAAAUAAUGUGUUAUAUAGCUUGAAUAGUCUCCAAUUACUAGCUAGUUGCAAUUAUUUGAGUUUUAGAAGUUUUCCAUCUCUUCCUUUAGAACUUGCAGAGAUGAUUACAAAUUGCACUUUUUCUUUAGAUUCAGUAAUGUAUAAAUUUGAUAAAUGUACGAAAAAACGCAAGCGAGACUUAAAGAUGAGAUAUAGUCAUGCAUGGAAGAAGAUGGAAAGAAAAGAAAGAAUGGAGAAUAGGGUAUGCCUGUUAUUCAUUCCAGCCUUUCAUAAACAUGUACUAGCAGCUUUGACAAAUAUAGUUAAUGAAUCACUUAGUAAUGUAGAAAAUCUGGAGCUGAUAACUGGUAGGAAGCAUAUUAGUAAUAACCUUUUCAAGCUAAUAACAAGAGAUGGGUAUUAUGAUGAAAAUGAUGAUAGAGAUGAGGAUAUAAAUGUAGGAGAUGAAGAGAUUAUUGAUGAUUUAGACUACUUUUCAAUAGGUAAAACAAAUACUUCUUAUGAAAGUAUAGGUUCAUUAUAUAUAUAUAAGAAAUCAUAUCUAAAAAAUGGAUUCUGCAUACCUAAGGAUUUUUAUGCAUCUCUUGGAACUAAAAGUGGAGAUAUCCAUAACGACCACAACCAAAAAUUAGCAUCUGAAAAUUUAGUGAGUACAAGGAUUUUGAAGUCUCUUACAGUUUCACUUAUUACAGCAUUCCGUACUUGUUCAUCUAUAGUUAUUGCUUAUGAAAAAUGUUACCAUGAAGAGAGCACCUCUGAUUAUGUUCGUUGUAGAAUAGCUCCAGAAAUAUCUGAAGAUAGAUAUAAAAAGAUUUUUUUAGAGGUUAAACCCGGAUCAAGCGACUUUCUUGUAUCUGAAGACAAUUUGACAAUAUUGAAUGAUGGAAAUAAGAGUCAAGAUACUUUUGGAAGUGCUGAUAACUUCGAUGUAUUAAAUUUUGCAAGUAUGAAAACUAUGAGAGAAAAAAAAAUAGAGAAGACACAGGGUUUUGCAAAAGAUCAAACUAGAUUACCUAGUUAUAAAUCUCCUACAUUUCCAAUUCAAUAUGCUUAUAUUGAGUCAUUAAAACAAGAAUUAAAACCUAUUUGGAUAACAUUGUAUUCAAUAACUGAAACCUUUAAGAGAUGUAUUCCCUACCUAGUAGGAGAGAUUAUUUUUGAUGAAUUUUUAGCAUUAAGUAACUCGUGUAUUCAUGCUUUGUUUGAUCAGUGCUGUAAAAGCGAAUACUUCUUUAUUCCUAACAGAAAGCUUGAUAAACUAUAUAAUGGGAAAUAUAUUUUACCAUGCCUUAUAUGUUGCGAUUCUGGAUAUAGAUAUUUAGCGAAAAUCAUGGAAUUUGGUUGUACAUUUGUUUUAUUCAUAUCUUCAGACUACUCAAUCCAUAUUUCACAAAUAAAAUCUCAAACUUUGAGAAUUUUUUAUCAGACACUUUUAAGACUCGCUUCGAUUUGCAUUUCAAAUUAUAAUGAUGAACCGGAACUACAAAAUAAAAAACAUUUAAGUUCAUCUGAUUUCAUUUUUGUAACUGAGGUAUUCCAAAAUGCACUUGCUUUGGUGACAAUACUUGCUGAAAAUUUGUCAUUUGAUAAAAUAUUUGCCCCAGCAGGUACUUUGCAACAUAAUCACUUAAGACAUCAUACCAAAUUUACAGAAUCUCUCUUGGUAUCAGAAGUAGAUGUGAAACAAAAUAAAGAAGAUCUAGCAACACUAUCUGACAAUGUGGAUAACUUUAUACACAAUAAAAUUGUGGUUUUAUGGGGUAGACAAGUAGUUGGACCAAUCAUUUACUUGCUAAAAAAUAAAAUGUUUUCCCUAUAUGGAAAAACAACUUUAUCUAAUUCAUCCAAUAGUUUAAUAAACUCUCUAGAAAAUAUCUUUGAACAAGACGAUAUUAACAGUGAUAUUUCAAAAAAUAGGGUAGAGUUGGCAAAAGAGUCGAAAUUAUACUCAAAUAUGGCAUCAAACUUUACAUUUAGAAGUUGUUUUGAUGUAUCUCACUCACCUGAAAGAGUGAGUGAAUCAAACUUGAUCAGCUGUGAACUUCCACUGGAAUGUCUCAUGGCUUGUCAUUUUUUAAUUCAUAUUUCUUCAGUUCUUCUAUCAAUCCCCCCAAAAAAGGAAAGUGAGGACUCAAAUAUAAGAUAUAAAACUUCAAAAGAGUUAGUUGUAGAUAUUCUUUUUCCUUUCAUUGAUAUUUUUAUUGAGAUAGCAUGGCUACCGUCGAAAAUGAAAGAUGCAAUGUGGUCAAUUAUUGAAGAACUGUGUAUUUCAAGUGGAGUUAAUUUUCAUAUAUCACUUAGUACAAGCAAAGUUAAUAUAGCUCAAAGUAAAUAUCCUCAUCAGCAAAUAUAG